This is a messenger RNA of Rhipicephalus microplus (southern cattle tick), 7007 nucleotides long. RefSeq names its product E3 ubiquitin-protein ligase MARCHF8. NCBI's taxonomy places the organism in Eukaryota, Metazoa, Arthropoda, Arachnida, Ixodida, Ixodidae. The record is from RefSeq and is a predicted model, not a curated record. Gene Ontology annotation, molecular function: zinc ion binding.
CUCGGCGGCUGUUUCUCUGCCGCCGGUGUGCCUACGCGAAGAGCUCUGCGCCGCCGAUCAAGAGUCGCUGGGGCGACGCCGACGACGAGGCAUACCAUGCGGCCGCCCGGGCUGCCGCUGCGGCCCAGCUGCUCGUAGCAGGCACAGCACUUCUCCGUAGUCAUGAGUGUGGGAACCCAGGCGCUGCCACCGCUCUGCCGCCAUGCAGUUGUGGAUAUGUCUGCCCACCAGGUCCGGGGGCUGUGAGGACGGCCCUUGCGACGCUGUUGCAGAAAAGAGCAGCUUGAUCGGGCGAACAGCAUGGAGCAGCCUCCCAUGCUGUCUUCUCCAGCCGGGGAUGAGCCGUGUAAGCAGCUGCAGGACGAGAUGCAGCAGGCGCCACCACCGGUCCCAACUGUCCAGCAGCAGCGGCGGCCGUCCUCGCAGCCGUCAAAUGGCCAGGCGAACGGCAAUGGCGACAUGUGUCGCAUCUGUCAUUGUGAGGCGGAUGCAGAGAACCCACUCAUCUCGCCUUGCUACUGCUCAGGCAGCCUACGCUACGUGCACCAGGCUUGCCUUCAGCAGUGGAUCAAGUCGUCAGACACCCGGUGCUGCGAGCUGUGCAAGUUCGACUUCAUCAUGCACACAAAGAUUAAGCCUUUCCGAAAGUGGGAAAAGCUGGAGAUGUCUUCGGUGGAGCAGCGCAAGGUGCUGUGCUCCAUCACAUUCCACGUUGUGGCCAUCACAUGCGUGGUAUGGUCACUGUACGUGCUCAUCGACCGGACAGCAGAGGAAAUGCGCGAGGGCAACCUGGACUGGCCCUUCUGGACCAAGCUCAUCGUGGUCGCCAUCGGCUUCACCGGAGGCCUCGUCUUCAUGUACGUUCAGUGCAAGAUGUACGUGCAGCUAUUUCGCCGCUGGAGGGCCUUCAACAGGGUCAUCUACGUCCAAGACGCACCCGUGCCGGACAAGGGUGCUGCGCUGCCUACGGCCGCCGACCUGUCACCGCCAGUCACGGUCCAGGGCACAACUUCCUCGAAGCGACCGCCGCCCGCCAAUGCCUGUGCGCCUCUUCACGACGGCCCCACCGAGAUCACCGUGGCCAAGGACUCCAGCCCUGACACUCCCGGGCCUGACGAGCCUCGCGCCGCUAGUUGAGCGCUGCUCGCCGAUGGUCUCCUUGUGAUAAACUCUGGCGCUCCGUGUACAUAGUAGUGUGCGUGUGUGUGUGUGUAUACAUAUAGGUAACGGCGGUGUCCCUACCGCCCGGGACAAACAACAGGACCUGACGUGGUCCACGAGCGGUGCAGCUGCUUCUGCGUAUUUGUCUCGGUGCUCAUUCAGAUGACUUCGUGGACGCUGUUGAGGCCGGGAGCUUGUAAUUUUUGGUUUGUUUCAGUCAUGUGCACUCUUUGUUUUUGUUGUAGAUGAUUGUUCGCUUCUCUCUGACGCUGGUGUUAAGUACCUCUCUGAUUAGGUAUUGAAUUUCAUCCCCUUUUCAGAGAACUUCUGCAUUUGUCCCAUUUCCGUGUCAGCUAGUCUUGGACCAUACUUCGCCGCAGAUGUUCUCAGCCGCAUCGAAAAACAAUGGGCUAGGAAAACAAAAAAAGCCUUGUUUUGCGAUUGAUAUUUGUUUUUGUGGGGUGAAUCGUCUGCGCUAAGGCAACGUGUGAGCCAUAGCUGGUGCUUUCAACAACUAUGGAUACGUACAAGCUUGCUUAGCUACAGGCAUAUAUUUGGUCUGGUUGUUCACCUUUUGGCAAGUCUCUAGCGAAAACAACACUACUUCAUAGUUUUUUUAUUAGAUGUUUACUUGUUACCUCAUUCUAGUUGCCUGACUGCAUUAGAUACCAAAGGUGUUGAAACUAACAUAAAAGCUGUUUGAAGCCCACUUCCACAGACAAACGCUUUUUUUAGUGUAGAGACAUUUCUACCGUACUUGGUAUUAUUGUCACUUAUUUACUUCUCGAGUCAUUGCAAAUAUCUGUGGAUAGAAGUACCAUGAGCCUUCUCAUGCUAUUUGAAUUAGUACAGUUCAAUGGGGUUAUCAUCACAUUUGUUGAGUCUGCGAGCUUUUUCUUCUUAUUGUACACGCUCAAUGUGUUCAUGAAGCUGGGAAAAAAGUUUUUUUCUCUUUAUCUCUUUCUUUGGCAUGGCUGCCACUGUGAUCUGCAUGCAACAUUUUUGUUAUAUUUUCUUUUGUACGAGCUCUUCAGAUAGCUUUUUCUUCGUUUAGAAUAACGGGCACCAUAUACAUAAGCCAGGAAUCAAACUGCAAAGCACCCGUACUUGGCGUGAAGACAAGCGGCAAGGGUGCCGAGUGCUGUUGGAAAGCAUAGGGCUUUUCCUCCUCCCACCCAUUUUAGUGCGCCUAAUAUUUGUAAUAAGUGUUCAGAUCUCGGUUCCUGCUCGCUUCGACAACGCCUGAUCUCCGUUCCAGUCACCGCAAAGUUCUCCACUCAUUUUCUAAAAGCGUGUUUCGACCUUUACAGAGCAGCUCAGUGUGAGAGAGUGCCACCAUCUCAUAAUGCAAUCAGAGGCAUAUGCCUCAUAAUCACUUCACAAGGGCCAAUUUCUUCUAUAGCUUAUUUUCUAUAAUAUCUUAAGGUAUAUGUAAAUCUGAGCUUUUAAAUAAAAAAGGGGGUAGUUGAAAGUGCGCAGGAAAAGAACGUCGUGUCCGAACUAGUCGGUUGUGCCUCUCGUUAACCUGGAAUCAACCGAACAGGCGUUUACGCAGCCUUGUGGCGUGUCCUGCCCUUGUUUUCUGCGCACUUUCGGUCUGUUUUCAAGUUUUCAAGUGAGUGCACUGGCUUCCCGUCAUCUCAUCUGGCUGUUAAUAGUGUCAGGAAAUUCGCUCGCGCUUGUGUUAUCAUACAUUGUGUGCUUAGCAGUGCUAUGUGCUGCAAGAGCUAUUAAGAGGAUAGUCUUAUGUCUAGAGGUUGACUAAACCCCCCUCCUCUCUAGUAGGAGGUGUACAAGAGAUGCUAAAACAUUAGACUGGAGUGGUAGACACGCCGCAGGUGUAGGCGGAGCGUGAUUUCCAAAUAGUGGUUCUAAUAUUAGUGCACAGUGAGUAGAUUUUUUCCCCUUUUUGCACCAAACGACUGAAGAUGAACUGCGGCGUCCCACUGGUGCAGAGUGGAAACGUACAAAUAUGUGGGCUCGCAAAGGUGCGGGUCCUAUUGUGCUACAUUGGUGCAGACCUUUUCAUGCCUCUAUUCUUGGGCUGGUUAUUGGCAAUCGAACAGCGUGGCUGACGUGCCAACAGUGCUUAACUCGAAUCUCAUCACUUUCCUGCAGCUUUGCCAGUUUGCGCGCGUGCAAGCUGAUACGAGCGACGUGUAAAGUGAGGACUGUAGUCGUCAGUUGCGGGUUCUAUCCUUUCGUUGCCAUUAUUUAUGGGUCUCACUGCACCUGUACCUGUGAACGCAGAAGGAAAACUUGCUGUGCAUCUUUUUUUUCUUCAAGUAACAAAAAAAAAAGACAUGCUGGCAAUGCCUCCUUUUGCAGUUUAUCCAGCGCAUUUCGUCAGAUUGGCAUUCAGUUGAUGGUUACUUUAGUUGGGCGUACGCCAUCGUGACUAAAAUACCAUUAACGCAGUUGCGCAAUUGGAAUUUUGAUGUAUUUACUUUCCGUAAUUUGCAAGGUACCAGUGACAUUGUUACUGACAUCAGUAUUUAUCUCCUUGCUACAACACAGCUGCCUUUUUUUUUUUUCAUAUGUGCAGGCGAUAACGCAGACCUAUCACCAAUAGUAACAUCUAAGCAUUAGCGCUAUAAGACGCUUCACAAUGUAUAAACCUUAGUCAUGGAAUUUCCCAUUGCCAAUCAUACUACUAACUGUAUUUCUUGUUGCUGCUAACAUGAGUGAAAUUCAGCACAACGCUGUUUAUGGUUGCAGAGUAUAUAACUGUGCAGCAAGGUACGCAUUUUAAACUCAAUAAAUAGGAAGUUAAAGGCCGAAGUAUAUAGUUGCCAAAUAGUUACCGCGAAAACAAAUCUAAGCAACACAGACAGUUCCGUGCAUGCACGUCCAAGGCUGAGAAUAGGUGUCUUUUUGCGUAUAUGCAAGCGAUGUUCCAUGCAAGGUGAUACGCACCCUUACGAUUAUCUCAGUACAGGUUGCACAAGCUCUUAGGAAAUGAUUGAUCGCAGUCCGUUGUCUUUCACUCUCCGGUCUCCUGCUUGCGAAGCCAUGCAGUAAAAAAAGGGGGGCUCGAAAUUCCUCUCAACGACGGAGAAAAGGUGUCUGUCUAGAUGUGUAUGGCGCCUAAAUCAACGUGGGUGUGUUAAGUGCGUGCGUAGACAAGCAGUUUAUUUUUAUUUUACAUCAAAGGUAUGCGCCGUUCCCUCCACAUAAAGUGUCGCCCAGGAAACGGCAGAGAACGAUUCGUUUGACUUCUCCGUUCUGAACAGGUUAGCGAUAUAUCAAUAUCGCUACGUAAAAGUGUUUGGUCUAAGGCUACUCUGUAGUCGUGGCCUGUGAACUGACGUUCCACGGCGCAUCAUUACUCACAGCCAAGUGCAGCCGAAACGUUUAGCGGGGAAACAAGAACAGCGAUUCUGGAAGCCGUAUAUUGCGAAAUCAAAGAACAAGCAGGGUGUACAAAGCGUGUUUAACGUUUUAGGUAUUCGUGCGGCUUUAGCACACUGUAUACUCUUUAUUCGCAGACAGAAUAUUCGCAAGUACAUGCUGUUUCACCCGUAAAAGCGAAGCGCAUCGCAGUCAAAUCACCACGGAUGUCCUUAUCUGCCUGCCCUGGUCAGCUAAGCGCGAUACAUAGGGCACAAGUUGCGCUGCUCAGGGGACCGUGAGUAAGCCAGUUGUCGCGUUUCCUUUUAUUGUUGCGGCUCGAGCAUCUGAGAGGAAAAUAUAUUCUCGUUGGUGUCGUAUUUUUACACUGCUGUACACCACCACCUUCGUUUUAAUACAAGCAUAGGCGUCGCCACUCAACUUCACUCAGGCGUUCGUGCAUGCAGGGUGAAAGUGGUACACUGCAGUGUGAGAAGGCAACGUGCUUAACCCUUAUCUGUAUUACGCUUUUGUUUGCUUAUUCCCGCUCACAGUUCAUUUGUAAAACGCACUGAAUUUCGGCUUUUGAGCUGAACUUUUGGGCGCGAACCGUGUGCUUGUUUCACAUGAGCUUUUUGCACCUUUAGCAACGCUUUGGCGCUUCUUUUGCCGAUCCGUGCAGCUGGAUACGGAGAGCGCCUUCAACAAUGUACGGUGUGCCGGCUUUGGACAAUAGGCAUUGCUGUGCCGUGAACGGCCACUGCUUGAUAGUGUGUGUGCCGAAAAUUGUUCGUGCCAAAUGUGAGACGACUUUCCUGUUUGUGAGAGCGACCUGUCGGUAACUUUCUCCAGCGCUUGAGUGCGCCACGUGCGGCUGUUUCUUAAAGACUGGUGACGAGCUUGCGCUUUCAUUAAACAGGUAUACCCUCUAGAAAAGCUCGCUGAUUUACUGCACUUUGUUUUUCAUUUCUGUCUCUUUUUCUUUAGAUACAAGUGAACUUUUCAGCUGCUUCUGUGCAUGUGUACAUGUGGAAUGGACCCGCUGGGCAGUUACUGUAAAUAAAGAGCGUCAACGUUUCUUAUUACGCGACAUAAGAACGCGCACGGUACACACGCACGCCACAUAUUCACACACGCGCCGACCCGCGCGACAUGCAGCGAGCCUCACCGUCGAGGCGAGUUCACAGUGGCGAGCGGGCGAGAUCGCGCUACCGACUUCAAAGCGAUGGCUUCGGGUGGUUCGAAGACUCAGUCGCCCACUCGCUGCUCGAUUUUUUCGUUAUGCGACUGGAAUCGUAAGGCUGCUGAGUCAGCAUGCACUCGAUGGCACAGGACGUCGGCUUAUGUCCUAGGGACAAUUACUCCAUUAUAUGCUGCGAGCGGAUGCACUUGGUGCACUGCCACAACCACGUUCUUUCUUUCUGCAACACCGCUCGCUGCAAGUGAUGAGGCCUCUGGAGCAGAUCGCACUUGAUUGGCUAUAAUAUUGUUAUAAAAAUAUGUGAAGACAUCCCGAGAAUAAAGAAGAGAAAAGCAGCGCAAAGCAAGCGCAGGUGUUGCAGCUGGCGCGUUUAAGUCUGGCUUAAUAUUGUGCUGCAUUGCAAAAAUUUCUCGUAGACUAAAGUGCGCAAAAACAGAGUCUGUAUACAGACUCCCUGAUUGCGCCUCUUGUUUACAAACAAUUUCUACAGUGAAAGCUGUGUAUAUUAGUAGCCUUUAAUUCGUUACAUUUUCGUGCGCCUUAUUCAGAAGGACGAAAACCCUUUUGGUGGGAAAACAGACAGGAAAAUGGGGAAUAAAUGUUGCUUAAGGCCACGCUUGCCGGUGAGAACUUUGGUCGCCGCAAACGGUGGUACAUAUGAGCGAUUAGGAGAGAAAAAUUAUUGAUAGAGUUCAUUAUAAGGACUACAGAAAAAGAACACAUCCAAAAACUUUAACCUGGGGUCGCUAUUUGCUCGCCAGCGUGAAUACACCUUUAGGCAGCACCCGUACUUCAAAAAUGACGCGCUGUUCACGUUUCGCGAGUUUCGCAUCUCUUGGCCACGGGAGUGGGCGCGCAGUCUACACCUCUGGCCGCCUCGCUGCUUUAUUUCGGUUGCUGUGAUUUUCGCCGAUCAACCACGUGUGUUUCCUGCUAUUUCCUUCUUCUGUUUCAGCUUUACAGCUGCACUAUGCCCAAAUAUGCCUAUUUAUUUGCCAGUGUUUCUAGCUUCAUCCGUUGACCGUACACUAAAAGGAGCAGACUUGAGACGUGCGCAAGUGCCAUUCCUCACAUGCUGGUCGCUUCCAGGAAUGAAAGCAAAUUUCUGGACAUUUGUUAUUGUUGGCUCCGUUUUGAAAAAACAAAGCGAACAAGUGCCUUUUUGGUUCGUUUUUGGACUGUUGUUAUGUUUCUGGAGUGGCAAACACGUUGCACACCUGUACGCAAACACAAAUACACAGCUGUGUUGAGCGCGUUCGGCUCGGAACACUCGUUUGAAGAAUAGAUUCAAAUUAAAUUCAGUUCUAAAGCCUGA